AUGACAUUCAUUGAUCGUGGUGUAAGUGACGUUGUUGUUAUUGGCGCUGGAAUUGCCGGUGUGAAAACAGCAAUUGAGUUAACUAAAAGUGGAAUUUCCAAUGUUAUUUUAGAAGCUAGAGACCGAUGCGGCGGCCGUCUAUAUACUGAGAAACUCAAGAGUGGAGUAGAUGCUGAUUUAGGCGCAUCUUGGUUUCACGAUUGCCUAGAUAAUCCAAUGUUGAAGAAAUAUUUUGAAAGCGGUAAGAUUAAAUUCAAUUUUGAUGAUGGCAGAUUUUCAUAUUUCAACGAGAAUGGAUUGAUUGAUGACAAUGAAAAACUGAAGCCGAUUGCCAAUGAAAUCAAACUUUAUCUUGCUUCACUCUAUGACAAAUUGACUCCAAAUGAAGACAUCUCUGUGAAAGAGGCUGUCUAUAGGUAUAUCAAGGAGAAGCGUUAUUUGUUAACCGACUACCAGGUGAAAUAUAUUCCUCAAUUGAUCAGAUAUUUUGAAAUGUGGAUCGGCUCUUCUUGGGAAAUACUAAGUGGGAGAAGUAUUUCUGCAGAUGCCCACAAAGGUCGAGAUGCCAUGGUUCUCAAUGGUUAUCAGACAGUUUUCAAUUGCGAAUUGCAAGAAUUGAAAGAUGCAAAAGGAAAGGACAACAUUUCGGCUUUUAUAAAAUUAAAAAGGAUUGUUUAUAAGAUCAGCUGGAAUGAGAAAUCUCAAUUAAUUGAAGUCUAUUCUAAAUAUGCAAAUAUCACCGAAGUCUAUAAGUCUAAAUACAUUGUUGUUACUGUUCCAUUAAGUGUUUUAAAGUUGAGCAGCGGUGAAGAAGGUUCUAUUGAAUGGGUGCCCCCAUUACCAGCUUCUUUCACGAAUUCAAUCAGUAACGUUUCAUUUUCCAACUUAGGUAAGGUUUUCUUUGAGUUUCCAAAGUGCUUCUGGAAUCUAGAAGACGAUCGUUUACUUUCAAUGGCUAAAGUUGAAGAAGAAUACUACGAAGCAUGCCGAUAUGACAAGGAAGAUUUAUGCACAUACAAAUUUCUCAAAUGUAGACAAGACGUUCCAAUCAGAGAAAAUGAAGUUCCCAAUGGUUUAGAUUAUACAGUGCUGUUUAUGAAUUUAGCAAAACCAACACAAAAACCCAUCAUACUUGCACUAACAUCUUCGCCGUUGACACAAUAUAUCGAACAAGCGUCUUCCAAUAUCAUAUUUGAGGUUUUCAAGCCAGUAUUUGCUAGAAUUGCAGGUUUACCAGAGUCUUCAAUUCCUCAACCAAUAGAAGUGAAAACUUCCAAGUGGUCGAAUGAUCCCUUUGCAAGGGGUAGUUACACAGGUGUAACAAUUGGGGAUAGUUAUGAGCCAUUUCUUGAAGAGGUUUUAAAUCCUAAUAAGAUAUUUGAUGGGAGAGGAAGAGUAAGAUUUGCUGGUGAAGGAACAAUUGAUGACGGUAAUGGAUGUGCACAUGCUGCUUGGAAUACUGGAUUAAGAGAAGCUGAAAUUAUUAAGAGAAUGAUAAAUAGAGCUAAAUUAUAG
This is a messenger RNA of Pichia kudriavzevii, 1515 nucleotides long. RefSeq lists its product as uncharacterized. The record is from RefSeq and is a predicted model, not a curated record. Gene Ontology annotation, molecular function: oxidoreductase activity. Bases 1 to 1515 code for a protein of 504 amino acids. The transcript has a single exon. Lineage: Eukaryota; Fungi; Ascomycota; Pichiomycetes; Pichiales; Pichiaceae.